AUGGAGUCUAGUGCUGCAGAUCAGAUGCUUACUCAAGAUAUGCAAAGCUUGCCUGCAAAGAGAUUACUCCAAAAAGUUGCAGUCAUAACCGGAGGUGCAAGAGGAAUCGGAGCAGCCACGGCAAAACUAUUUGCCCAAAACGGCGCCCACGUCAUCAUCGCCGACAUCCUGGACGAAUUGGGAGCUCCCCUGGCCGAUUCCAUCGGCGGCCGCUAUAUACACUGCGACGUGGCCAAGGAAGCCGACGUGGAAUCAGCCGUCCAGCUGGCACUGAAGUGGAAAGGCCACGUGGACAUCAUGUUCAACAACGCCGGCGUGGCGGGCCCUGGCGGCAGCAUCACCGCGCUGGAGAUGAGCCAGGUGAACGCCCUCGUGGCCGUGAACCUAAACGGCGUCGUCCACGGGAUCAAGCACGCGGCGAAGGCCAUGAUAGAGGGGGGAAGGAAGGGGUGCAUCAUAUGCACGUCGAGCUCGGCGGCGGUGACGGGGGGACUGGCAUCGCACGCCUACACGAUGUCGAAGGCGGCGGUGGUGGGGGUGGCGAGGACGGCGGCGUGCGAGCUGGGGGCGCACGGUAUACGGGUGAACUGCGUGUCGCCGCACGGAGUGGCGUCGGAGAUGCUGGUGGGGGCGUACCGGCGGGUGCUGGGGAGGGAGGAGCUGGGAGCGGAGGACGUGGGGAGGAUGGUGGGGGAGCAGGGGAGCUUGCUGCGGGGGAGGCGGGCGAGGGCGGAGGACGUGGCGGAGGCGGCGGUGUUUUUGGCCAGCGACGAGUGCUCGGGGUUCGUCACGGGGCACAAUCUCGUGGUUGAUGGGGGCUAUACUUCUGCUUUCGGCAGCAUGAGUUUCAUAUACCAAGGACGUGUCAAAGAAAACAAUUCAAAUGAUAUGAAGAUGACCUUAAAUAUAAACUAA
Messenger RNA from Malania oleifera, 915 nucleotides. Its product is annotated as short-chain dehydrogenase reductase ATA1. Lineage: Eukaryota; Viridiplantae; Streptophyta; Magnoliopsida; Santalales; Ximeniaceae. Gene Ontology annotation, molecular function: oxidoreductase activity. The coding region runs from base 1 to 915 and encodes 304 amino acids. The record is from RefSeq and is a predicted model, not a curated record. The transcript has 2 exons.